CGAUAGAUUCUAAAUUCAGAAGUCCAAAAAAACUCGAAUUCAGAAUCGAAUGCCACAAAAAAAGCUCUACCAACACAUUACUACAUUUCUUUUUCUAUGGCUUCACGAUUAUAUAUACAUAUACACAUACAUGUAUAUAUAAAAGUGAGAGAACCCCACUUUGUUCCGGAGAUUCCAUAUGUUUCACCGAAAAGUAAGAACAUGAGAUCUAUCUGAAAACUCACUUUAGCUUUUUUAUCAUUAUAGGUUUUUCUUUUCUCAAGGGCUUUGUUCAGUUCGAUUUAGUACAAUAGUAAAAAGGGGAGUGUGUGUGGCCCUAUUCAUAAACCGCCUUUUUGUGCCCCAUGUAAAUUCUAGACAGAAUGUUAGAAGUUAGAACCCAUGAAAACUAGAAUCCUUUCGCCUGUUUUCAAUAGAAACUCUUAUAUGACAAAAGACACAUGAAAACAAAAGUUUCUGCAUUCAUAUUUCAUACUAUAUUACUAUGAAUGUUAUAAUCAAAAGCUUAUGCAACCCCAUAAAGCAGAAUCAUAUAUAUCGUCGUCGACGGCCGGAAAUUAGAUGAGUAGAUUUGAAUUUUCCCAAUCAUGAGUAUAUGUAUAUAUACACACACAUACAUAUAUAUAGAUAGAUAUUAGAAAUUGUACUUGAAAUUCCUUUUCCUCCGUAAUGAGUUUUCUCUUUGCAAUUAUAGCUUUCUUACAAUUCCCCCUUUCUCAAGUUUUCUUUUAUUCCAUCUCCUACUAGUCAUGGCUUCUCUCUCCCCUCCAAAGAAAUCUCUUAUUCUUUACCUCACGAUUUUUUUUCUCUUAUAUAUAUACUCUCUCAAUGCAUGAGAAGGAACUUCUACUUCCCUUAUAUUUCUGGUUUCUCCCACUAAAACCUGAGGGCGAGGGCAAUAACAUGACUCACUUAGCUCUUAUUCGAUGUUUCCCCGCCCUUCUUUUCUAUCUUCUAAUCACUUCAGCUCCAAAUGCAUUAGCUCAGGGACAAGGUGAUUUACCGGUCGUGAAUCCAACAAACCCCGGUGGCAGCACCACAACCCCGACCAUAACCCAACCAUCACCACCCGCACCAACACAACCAGGGCCAGUCACCACCCCUACUUCACCAGGUGGUGGUGGUGGAGGUGGUAAUUUUGGCUCUGGAGGCGGCGGCGGCGGCGGCGGUGGUCAGUGGUGUAUUGCCAGUCCAAGUGCCUCACCUAAAGCGUUACAGGUGGCUUUGGAUUAUGCCUGCGGGUACGGAGGAGCUGACUGUGGGCUGAUCCAACAAGGUGCGAGCUGUUCCGAGCCAAACACUGUCCAUGAUCAUGCUUCCUAUGCUUUCAACGAUUAUUACCAGAAGCAUCCAGGCUCCGAGAGCUGUGUUUUUGGAGGAACCGCACAACUUACCAGCACCGACCCAAGUAAAGGGAACUGCCACUUCCCAGCAUCAUCUGGAGCAACCAGCACAAGUCCACCAAAUCCACUGAGCCCACCCGCUUAUACUUCACCAACUAAUACGGUCCCUACCACAACCUCGACAACAACACCAACAACACCAACAACAGGCUUCCCUGGUACUGGACCUACCACAACCUCGACAACAACACCAACAACACCAACAACAGGCUUCCCUGGUACUGGACCAGUGUAUGGCGUGGCAGAGCCAACAGGACUUCCAAGUUCAGCAAACCUUGCAUCAGGAAGCUUACUCCCACUACUUGUAGCAGCUGGAAUCCUCAUGCCACUACUUGGGGAAAAAUAUCUUUAAGCGAACAAGAAUUUAAGGGACCCGUUCAUUCCCUACGAAUGAUGAGGGGCUUCUUCCACUUGACUGCCACAAUAGAUGAACUUCAAAGCAAGCAGUCGGAAUCAACAAGAAGAUUUAUUUCAAGACCUUAGUCACUCGUCAUCUAUUAUCUUGCUAUUAUUCAUCUUGGAAGCGUAUUAGUUUACCAUAAGAUGUAGCAAAAACAAAGGACUUAGAUAUAUUGCAUUCUUGUAGACAUAUUAAGCAUAGUGCAUCUUUCCACAGUUUAGAGAAUCAAGUUCUUAAGGGAAUGCUUGAUGAAUACGAGAAUAAUAUUAGACAUAGUUCAUCCUGCAAUAACUCAUAGGAAAGAUAUACAAGAAAGCAAACGAAAAUACUUUCAACUUUCAAGUAGCUAUAUCACCUGUCGCGAUCUACGCAGCUCAAGGGAUGAGCUUCUUUCUUUUCCCAGAUACUUUGAAUAAGAAACACAUUAUCAGUUAGCUCUGCAUUUGCAAUUUCCCUUUCCACGAACUUCAAGCUGGAUGGUCUCACUCCCGAACCAGUUCCAUAUGCAAUCGUCCAAGGCUAAAGAUCAAUAUG
Messenger RNA from Tarenaya hassleriana, 2337 nucleotides. RefSeq names its product PLASMODESMATA CALLOSE-BINDING PROTEIN 4-like. The transcript has 4 exons. The record is from RefSeq and is a predicted model, not a curated record. The coding region runs from base 829 to 1755 and encodes 308 amino acids. Lineage: Eukaryota; Viridiplantae; Streptophyta; Magnoliopsida; Brassicales; Cleomaceae.